AUCUAUCAAUUCUCCCUGACGAACUCGUCUCCUCCAUUUCUUGUUCUAUAUUCUCUUGUUUGAAUAUUCUAUCCCUCAGUCGGGUCUUACUUCGUCAGGCAAUUUGCCCCUUUAACCCACCCUCAACACAGUCACCAUGUUCCGUUCCGCUGUCGUCCGCUCGUUGAGAGCCUCCGUUCCCCGUGCCGUCAGGACUCCUGCUGCCUUCCAGAUCCGUAGCUCUCCUGUUGCUCGUCCUGCUCAAUUCGCCCCUCGCUUUGCUUACCAGGGUGUCCGCCUCUACUCCGCCCCCACCGGUCUGAACAAGGAGGAGGUCGAGGGCCGGAUAGUCAACCUCUUGAAGAACUUUGACAAGGUUUCCGAUGCCAGCAAGAUCAACGGCUCUUCCCACUUCUCGAACGACCUCGGUCUGGAUUCCCUGGAUACUGUUGAGGUUGUGAUGGCUAUUGAGGAGGAGUUCAGCAUUGAGAUCCCCGACAAGGAGGCCGACACUAUCCACAGUGUUGACAAGGCUGUUGAGUACAUCCUUGCCCAGCCUGAUGCCCACUAAACACUUAAUACUACGGUUUGGGAAUAGGUUGGAGGGUCUGAUAGAAAAAGGAAAGGGAUGUGAGCGUGCAUCUGCCACAAAAUCCUAGAGUCGGAGUUCCCCUGGCCAUCGUGGACGCUGCUUUGUAUGCUGAUACAUGCCGGUGCUUUGUCGCCCUACUAUAUCGUGUAUAUCACAUUUGAAUGCUAUUUUUGACCAGUCUACUGCUGUCCCUAGAUAAGGAAGACGUCUGAGAAGAUGACGGUUUCCUUCAUACAUCGUUAAGGCUGGAGUACUCUGUUGACUUCAGCGUUUCUAUCUGUCUGUCUCACUAAUCGGAUGACGUGUACCUGUUAGGAAGUGGCAUGGUGUCUGUUUGGAAUAGCAUGUAUGAUUUGCGUUUCACGGGGCCAAACUAGACAAAUUCUCCGUCUGAG
Messenger RNA from Aspergillus novofumigatus IBT 16806, 966 nucleotides. It is a transcript of the gene acpA, whose product is annotated as acyl carrier protein. The record is from RefSeq and is a predicted model, not a curated record. Lineage: Eukaryota; Fungi; Ascomycota; Eurotiomycetes; Eurotiales; Aspergillaceae. The transcript is spliced from 6 exons. Gene Ontology annotation, biological process: fatty acid biosynthetic process. Gene Ontology annotation, molecular function: acyl carrier activity; acyl binding. Gene Ontology annotation, cellular component: mitochondrion. The coding region runs from base 137 to 550 and encodes 137 amino acids.